UACUUUGUGCUGCUGUUAUGUCUUCAGGCAUUGUCUGGAACACUGAUCUGGUGGAAACUCUGGAGCUGCAGAAUCUGAUGUUGAACGGAGUGCAGACAAUCGUCUCCGCUGAGGCCCGUACAGAGAGCAGAGGAGCUCAUGCCCGCGAGGACUUCAAGGACCGUGUGGAUGAGUACGAUUACUCUAAGUCUCUGCAGGGACAAGUGAAGAAGCCUUUCGAGCAGCACUGGAGGAAACACACACUGUCCUACGUGGAUCCCAAGACAGGAAAGGUUACUCUGGAAUACAGACCUGUGAUUGACAACUCUCUGAACGCAGAGGAAUGUGCUGCCAUUCCCCCUGCAAUCCGCUCCUAUUAAACACAUCCCGACUCCGCCCGUUUGCUUAUUUAUAAUCAGCCAAUAAAUAAAUGAAUAUCUUGCAUUUGACAAGCUGCACUUCAUUAAAAUAUGACCACAUAAAACUCGCUGAAAUAUAAGAGCAAAUAAUAAAGCUGCACUAGUCAGACUCCAUGUUAAAGAUUCAGCUGUGUGAUAUUGGUGUAUCUUCUCUAAAACACAUCCAUCACAUUUGCUCUAAACCAUGCUGGUGAGUAAAUCAUUAAAUAUUUAAUAUUUAAAUGUCGAAUGAUUGUCAUUAUGCUGUCAAGAAGCGCUUUGCACCUUGUGAAAAAUAGAUUAAACUAGUAAACAACUUGA
Molecule: messenger RNA, 698 nt
Organism: Sinocyclocheilus grahami
Lineage: Eukaryota; Metazoa; Chordata; Actinopteri; Cypriniformes; Cyprinidae
Product: succinate dehydrogenase [ubiquinone] flavoprotein subunit, mitochondrial-like
Exons: 3
Coding region: 18-359 (113 amino acids)
Biological process (GO): mitochondrial electron transport, succinate to ubiquinone
Cellular component (GO): respiratory chain complex II (succinate dehydrogenase)
Molecular function (GO): flavin adenine dinucleotide binding; succinate dehydrogenase (quinone) activity; electron transfer activity
Source: RefSeq, a predicted model, not a curated record